This is a messenger RNA of Caenorhabditis elegans, 1202 nucleotides long. It is a transcript of the gene fbxa-82, whose product is annotated as F-box domain-containing protein. The record is from RefSeq and is marked reviewed. The transcript is spliced from 4 exons. Lineage: Eukaryota; Metazoa; Nematoda; Chromadorea; Rhabditida; Rhabditidae. Bases 56 to 1015 code for a protein of 319 amino acids.
CCGAAUUACACUCAUUUUAGUUUUUAUUGAAUAAUAUUACAAUUUCCCUAAUAAAAUGUCAACAUCAAUUGAUGAACUGUCAAAAACCGCUUCACCAUCUUUCUCCGAGUUGCCAAUUGAACUGGUAGGUGAAGUUUUGAACAAGUUGGAUCCAAUUGACAGACUUAUUGCCUGGAAAGUUUCGUCCAAAUUUCAAAAGAUCCUUAUGGUCAUGGAACCUGGUUUCAAAGAAAUCAAAGUCGAUUUCAUUGAAAGAAAUGUGCACCUAAUUCUCGAUGGCAAUGUUUUACAGUACAAACCCACAAAAACUGGAUGCAUUGUCAAACGAAAUAAUCAUUUUUCUUCACUAAAAAAUCAUGAUUAUAUCGAAACUGCCAUCAGAGAUCUCAGGCUAAUUUUCAAACGCCCGAAGCUCGAACUGCACUUAUUUAGUGUAAUCAUAGAAAUUCUUUAUAAAAAGGAAGAACGAGAUCGUCUAUAUAUGUUUUUAACGGAGCUUAUGAGAAGAGUGGAACCAAUCAAUACAAAAACAAUAAGCUUUACUCGUAUGCAUUGUGAAGAAAUGAAAUCCAUUUUGUCAUUGUUGAAUGCAAACAAUAUUGAGAAAAUUGAGUUGAAUUUUCAUCAUGGAAUACUUUUGGAAAAUUAUCUUGCACAGUUGGAACAGUGGAAAAAUGCCAAAGAAUUGUGUGCCAGUGCUGUUUUUGCAGGCUUUUACACCUCAAUUGAGAACUUAUUCAAUUUUCGAAAAUUUGAAAUCAAUCUGGAGACUUUUACUGUAGCGGAUGCUGUUAAAAUUAAAAAUAUCCUUCUUAAUUCUGCCAACUUCAACUACUGCAAAAUCGAAUAUUCUAUGCAAUUUGUGGCACAUCGAUUCGAAGUUGCAAGGCUUUUUCAACCAAGCAACACAAAUGGAAAUUUGGAUUAUUUUGCUUACAAAUGCUCUGGAGGGAAUUAUAUCAUAUUCCUUGAUGAUUACCAUCUUGAGAUUCAAAGAGAAAAUGAUGAAAGCUAGAAAUCAAAUUUGUUGAAAAAUUUUUUAUUUGUUGCUUUUGUAGAAUAAAAAAAAAUAGGUGAAGAGUAGUCUAGAUUUGGAAACAAAAAUUAUGAACUUAACAGCAAAUAAGCUUCCGUCGUGUUUUUCUAUAAUAUUUUAAUUAUAUAAGAAACAGUUUUUUAAUAAAAACAAUCAAGCGCAUUGU